This is a messenger RNA of Populus nigra (black poplar), 2124 nucleotides long. RefSeq names its product membrane-bound transcription factor site-2 protease homolog. Bases 87 to 1706 code for a protein of 539 amino acids. The record is from RefSeq and is a predicted model, not a curated record. The transcript has 9 exons. Gene Ontology annotation, biological process: regulation of response to endoplasmic reticulum stress; membrane protein intracellular domain proteolysis. Gene Ontology annotation, cellular component: cytoplasm; membrane. Gene Ontology annotation, molecular function: metalloendopeptidase activity. NCBI's taxonomy places the organism in Eukaryota, Viridiplantae, Streptophyta, Magnoliopsida, Malpighiales, Salicaceae.
AGUAAAAAACACACUAAUAUUUCAAGAAGUUUCCUUGAUCGACAGAAGCAGUGCCGAGGAGGCGAGGGAACAGUUAGCUAACGCCAAUGGACGAGAGGCGAUGGAGAAGACAUGGGAGGGGACAAGCACAAACUUCGUUACUUCCUUUACGGACACCAACACGACCAUCUCGUACUACUUUAUCCAACACAGUAUCUUGCUGCUACUGCGAUUACAAAAUUUCUGCCUUAAAUACCUCUCUCUAUCAUUUUGGACGGAAACAAGCCAAGUUCUUAAAGAUUUGGUUUUCAAUCGGCGUCGGCUUUAGCCUAACUGCACUCCUUGGAGUCACUUUGAUUCUUGUGUGGGAAUUAGGAAACAUUUUGCACCUAUUUCACGGAAGCAGCGAUCUUUCGAGUUCUUUACUAUUUGGGUUUUCUCCUCAGGUGUAUGGUUCGAGAUUAUCUGUUGCGGAUGCUGGAUAUUUGUUGCUUUCUACUUUGAUUUCUGUAUCAGUCCACGAGUUCGGGCAUUCCAUCGCGGCUGCAAGUGAGGGCAUACCGACGGAGUACAUUGCUAUUUUCCUUGCAGUUCUGUUUCCUGGGGCUCUGGUUGCUUUGAAUUAUGAGUUGCUUGAGGAGCUACAACCAUUUACUGCACUUCGUGUGUACUGUGCUGGUGUUUGGCAUAACGCUGUGUGUUGUGCAGUUUGUGCACUGGUGUUAUUCCUCCUGCCCUUGAUCUUGUCUCCCUUUUACAUACAUGGUGAAAGCCCCAUGGUUUUGGAUGUUCCUUCUACCUCUCCUUUGUCUGGCUAUCUGUCUCCUGGGGAUGCAAUUGUAUCUUUGGAUGGAAAACGCAUCCAUAAUGAUCAGGAAUGGAUGAAGACCACUGCUUUAAUAGAUGAACGGACACUUCAAAGUUCAAAUCUUUCAAAAAGUUUUGAAGGUCUUGUGAUAGUUCAUCAAAUGAAGGGUUACUGUGUUCCUACUUCUGUGAUAGAAGAAAGCAAUGAGAUGCUUUUCAUUGAAAAUCAAUCUGCCUGUCCUGAUGACCUUACUGAAUUUGUAGCUGUUCAAUGCUUCAAUUCAAGCAAAUCAGAUAAUGUCAAUAUUGAAGAUGGUAUAAGCCAAAGACAGAGGAGGCACUGCUUGAAUGCUAAGGAUGUUGUCAAGCUUAAUAAAUGCGGUGAUGGUUGGGUUACAGAGAUAACCAAAGGAAGUAGUUGCUUGUGUUCACAGGAGGAGUACUGCUUAAACCCUGUUCCACUUCCAGGGUCAAUAUGGGUUGAGAUCACCUUUGCAAGCCCUUAUUCUCCAGAAUGCCUGCAACUUGGAAGAAAUUCAUUUCCAGCUUCUGGAGCUUCAUACUUUUCAGAGCAUAAAUGUGGUGGGACUUUUGUUUUUGUUGGUGAUCUGAUCUCGAUGGCACAUUCAGUUAGGUUAACAGCAUAUCAACCUCGUUGGGGAUUUUCUUUCAGUGCACAUCUUCCUAACAUUCUGGAAAAGAGCUUAAUGUACACAUUCCACGUCUCUCUUACCUUAGCCCUCCUCAACAGUUUGCCGGUAUACUUUUUGGAUGGAGAAUCAAUUUUGGAGGUAGCUCUCUGCCACUUCACAUCAUUGAGCCCAAGGAAAAGGGCAAAAGUUAUGCGAGCCUGUCUUUUAGGAGGGACUCUUAUUUCCACCCUAUCCUUUAUGAGGAUCUUCUUCAUCAAUUUUUGGUAAUUAACAGGUCAUCUAAGCUCGCGGGUCAGAAUCCAUGGAGAGCAUACUCUGAAAAUAUAAAAGAACCCUCUGGCCACAAGUGUUGGAUGCUACGCAUCCAAAUCAAUUUCUCUUGCUGCUUAAUCACACCCAUUUCUUCCAUUCUAGAAGGAAACACGAAGGUUGGCGCUGUUAUCAUUGAUUUUUGCUGGAUAUGGGGUUAGCUUGUGAGCUAGAGCGAAGAUAGAAAUAGGGAUCUGUUGACAUUCUAUAUUGCAUAGCGGGGAUAUAUGAAAAAUGACUAUGAUCUGGCUUAUCACUGUGCCGCUCUGAACACUCCUUUACAGCAAGAAGAGAACAGAAAAUAUGAUUCAACACUGAUGAAUAUUCAAUAGGAUGUUCUUGUAAGGUUUGUUAAUAGCAUCCCUGUUUUCUUAUA